AUGUUAUUUACAAACAGUCGAACAAGAAAUGCUGCUGCUUCUGUUCAAUGUUCAGGACAGUCAAAUAUUCCACAACAACCACAAAUAUCUGUUAAUUAUUUUUAUAAUCGAACUGAAGCAGCUGUUCCACUUAUGCAACUACCACAAACUCUAUCUACUUACCAUCCUGCUAAUACGCCAGGUCUCAUUCAAGUAGCUACAACUUUUAGUCAACCUCAAAAUAUACUGAUUCCAUCAGCUGGAUCAACAGGAGGACCAGCUACUCCAGAUCGGUCUUCAUUUCAUUAUACAGAAGUUUAUCCAGAUCCACGUACGUACGAUUCGCAUUCAUCAGCAACCAUUAAUUCAUCAAGUGUUUAUCCUAAUUGGCAAUCAACUCAACCAAAUCUUUAA
Rotaria socialis is the source of this 393-nucleotide messenger RNA. The record is from the annotation of a GenBank genome assembly. Lineage: Eukaryota; Metazoa; Rotifera; Eurotatoria; Philodinida; Philodinidae.